AUGGCGGAGGGCCUUGCAUCCCAUAUGAUCUGGACCGGGAUUCCAUGUAAUGGUGUCGCCCUGCAGAUGAAAGAGGGACUCAGUGCCCGAACUUCAACACCGAUCUCACAAGCAAGUUCCAUCAAACGAAGGAAAACGUAUCAAAAUCAUCCAAAAUUCCAACCACGCGGCCAGGAUGAUGACCAGGGAGCAGGCGGAGGUGGAAAGCAGUGGCACGUCAAGGACAACACCACAAGGAGCUUCCCGUACGGCCUCCCCUCACCGCCAUCCUCAUACUACACAUUCAUCCAUGCCACCACUCCCCUCGGCUACAUCUCACCCCGUGUCUUCGACAAGAUCACCUGGGACCCGUCGAUCUGGACGAUAAACCGCACCUCGCGGACGGUGGAACUGCGGGGCCAUGAUGUCACGGAGCGGGACCGGGCUCUAGCUUCUUUCCUAGCGGGUCUACGUGAGAGGAGGGCCUUUGGAGUGUUGGAGGGGUGGAGGGGCGAGUCGUAUCCAGUCUACUCUUAUAACCGGGAGAGUGGGAAGAAAGAGGUGAUCAUGAGUAUGGAGAGGGCAGCUACGCCGCUUUUUGGGGUGGCAACGUACGGGGUGCAUAUGACUGCCUACACGUAUCCUAAAGACGGGGAGGCGGGCAUGAAGAUCUGGAUCCCCCGUCGAGCCAUGACGAAGCAGACGUAUCCCGGUAUGCUGGAUAAUACCGUGGCAGGCGGAAUCGCCACAGGAGAAAAAGUCAUGGAUUGUUUGAUUAGAGAGGCGAGCGAGGAGGCUUCACUGUCUGAAGAUCUGGUGAGAGGGAAUGCAAGGCCCUGUGGCACGGUGACUUAUUUCUAUGUUCGUGAUGAGCGGGCCGGUGGGGAGACAGGCCUCUGUCAGCCUGAAUGCGAGUAUGUCUAUGAUCUUGAGUUGCCGGUGGAUGUGGUCCCCGUGCCGGGUGAUGAUGAGGCAGUGGAUUUCCGGUUGUUGAACGUGGAGGAGGUGAAGACGGCGUUGAACGCGGGGCAGUUCAAGCCCAAUUGCGCGUUGGUCUUGCUGGAUUUCUUUGUGAGGCAUGGAGUGCUGAGGCCGGAGAAUGAGCCGGAUUAUAUCGAGAUUGUGAGCAGGUUGCAUCGAAGGCUUGAGUUUCCAACGGCUUGA
Molecule: messenger RNA, 1143 nt
Organism: Endocarpon pusillum Z07020
Lineage: Eukaryota; Fungi; Ascomycota; Eurotiomycetes; Verrucariales; Verrucariaceae
Exons: 2
Coding region: 1-1143 (380 amino acids)
Molecular function (GO): 8-oxo-dGDP phosphatase activity
Source: RefSeq, a predicted model, not a curated record